Durusdinium trenchii is the source of this 2034-nucleotide messenger RNA. The record is from the annotation of a GenBank genome assembly. Lineage: Eukaryota; Dinophyceae; Suessiales; Symbiodiniaceae.
GCAUUAACCAGAUAGGAGUGCAGCAACCAGCGGCUUUUAGAAGGGGAUCAGUGUCUCUUGGAACUUGCAGGAGGAUACCACCAACUAUUUAAUUUUCAUGCAUUGCAUUCCCGUUUGUCUUUUUUGGACCGAAUGAAUGGAUGCAUAUCCGCCCCUUACCCACUUUCUCGAUGAUGUAUGUAUAUAUUAUGUGUGUGUGCACCAUCCUUUGGUGGUACAUGCAAGCAACGGUGUGGGUGGUUUCAAUUGAGAACCCCCUCAACAUUCCCUGCCUUUGCCUUUUGGGGCCAAUUGCAUGUCGUGAGGUCACGGUCUCUCGCGGAGUCUCGAGGCUCCUGUUUAUGCGGUAGGUUCGCCUCAAGGACAGCGCUCAUGGAUUGGCAUAUUGGAGACCACCACAUGUUCACACCCAAGCCAUCGGGGGCAGCACAUGCUUUGGACAGCUUUCGUUUCAGCCUUUGUUCGGACGGCCAGUGCAUCCUGCAGCUGGCUCAGUGCUCCCGAUCCGCCGGCCCCCCACAAACCUUGCUUCCGCAAGAUGACGGGCGCACCUUCGGCUGGGCCUUGCAUGGCCGGCAAUUUGUUGUCCAUUUGUGGCACCAUCACCUCCGUCCUUACGAUUAUCAUUGGUCUCAUUUACGUUGCAAACAAGCCGCCCAAAUUCAUCUACUAUUGGAAUACUUGCUCCUGGGUGAUGGACUCGGCAACCAGCACGGAUUGCAAUCAAUUGUGGCAGAACAACUUUGGUAUGACAGCGGUGCCUAAAUACACCGCCCUGAUCUUUGGCCUCAUUGGCACUGCCAUGCUCCAGCCGCUGGCAAUGCAGGUGUGUGGAUUCCCUCGCAACUUUGUGCAGUACGGCUUGUUCCUGUGGCUGCAGGGCUUCUAUGGUGACUUUGGCUACUGCGGAAAGCUCGGGGUGUGGGUGGGCUGCCUGAGCUGCUUCGUCGGGACCGUGUGCUUUAUUGGCGCCUGGUUCGAUUUGAAGAGCUCCCGGAUGCUCCGAUUAGAGGAAGAGUACAAGUACAUGUAUGAUGCGGAGGACUUUGAGUACACUGCGGCUGGGGCAGCAGCAGGAGCGGCCAUGGUGGCCGGGGAGGCAUCUCCUGACAGCAAGGACCUUUUUGACAAGUUCGACACAGAUGGUGAUGGCCGCAUCUCUCGCCAGGAGCUCAGCUCUGGUCUCUCUCGCGGCCUGGGCCGCCCCUUGAGGUGAUCCAGGUUUUGAACAGAUCCUGGCAGGUACAAUAGAUCGGUUUGCGUCGUGCUUCACCAUCGCGACCAACUACGAAGUGGGAGAAGUCUUGGUUUUCCACCUUGUGACAUGCUCUGGGCUGUGCGCAGAAGUCGGAAAAGACAUGAAAAGACCGUGCAGAAUGCGGAUUUGGGUCGAGUUUGUUUUUGCGCUGAGUUUGUCUGAUGAUUUGUUCGGACACGUUGUGACUGCGAAGAGAUUACUGUACCGGGAAACGCCUCGAAUUUCAUUGUGAUUAUAGACGUCCUCUCUUGUUCACGAUAUACCCACGGGUCAGCAGAAAGAAACACCAACCGCAUGUUGGCGGAAACCGGCAGACGCGCUCAGAUGUGAAUCCAAACGCGCUCCGCCGGCUCGACGACAUCUCGGGCGCUGUCCUGAGGUGGUGAAGACGACGCCCCUGGGCCCCGACAACUGCGAAGCGUGGCGGUUUCAACGGAGGGGGUAGGGGCUGGGCGUUAAUGGUCAGCCAAAAGACCAAAACGAUAUGACACGAGUUUUAGUAUAAUACGUGUUAGAGAGGAUUUACAGUAGGAUUUACAUAUUCUUUUAAUUUGUUUGGGGGACUAUACCUUUACUUACUUUUAGAUUGAUUGUAAGGGUCAGUGGCAAGUCAUCAGUUGAUAGGUGGUUCAUUUGAACUCUUUGAAAUAAUACUAUCGGUCCUUUCCUUCAUCUCUCAGCCAGGGUAGGCUACUUGGUUGAAAGCGAGGCAGCAGCGCAGCGGCGCAGGGUAAAGAGAAGAGGAGAGAAGAGCAAAAGAUACAUACGAGACAGAA